This is a messenger RNA of Balaenoptera musculus (blue whale), 6422 nucleotides long. It is a transcript of the gene KCNA6, whose product is annotated as potassium voltage-gated channel subfamily A member 6. Gene Ontology annotation, molecular function: delayed rectifier potassium channel activity; protein binding. Bases 94 to 1677 code for a protein of 527 amino acids. Gene Ontology annotation, cellular component: membrane; voltage-gated potassium channel complex. The transcript has 3 exons. NCBI's taxonomy places the organism in Eukaryota, Metazoa, Chordata, Mammalia, Artiodactyla, Balaenopteridae. The record is from RefSeq and is a predicted model, not a curated record. Gene Ontology annotation, biological process: protein homooligomerization; potassium ion transmembrane transport.
AAGGCGCCGCCGAGAGCUGGGAGGCGGCGCCGCGCCCGGGAGGUCGUGUCGUGGGCGCCGUCCUGGUGGCGGGGAGCGCACCGCGGAGGGGACAUGCGAUCGGAGAAGUCCCUUACGUUGGCGGCGCCGGGGGAGGUCCGUGGGCCGGAGGGGGAGCAACAGGAUGCCGGAGACUUCCCGGAGGCCGGCGGCGGCGGCGGCUGCUGUAGUAGCGAGCGGCUGGUCAUCAACAUCUCCGGGCUGCGCUUCGAGACGCAGCUGCGCACCCUGUCGCUCUUCCCCGACACGCUCCUGGGGGACCCCGGCCGCCGCGUCCGCUUCUUCGACCCGCUGAGGAACGAGUACUUCUUCGACCGCAACCGGCCCAGCUUCGACGCCAUCCUCUACUACUACCAGUCGGGGGGCCGGCUGCGGAGGCCGGUCAACGUGCCGCUGGACAUCUUCUUGGAGGAGAUCCGCUUCUACCAGCUCGGGGACGAGGCCCUGGCUGCCUUCCGCGAGGACGAGGGCUGCCUGCCCGAGGGUGGCGUGGACGAGAAGCCACUGCCCUCCCAGCCCUUCCAGCGCCAGGUGUGGCUGCUCUUCGAGUACCCGGAGAGCUCGGGGCCCGCCCGGGGCAUCGCCAUCGUCUCGGUCCUGGUCAUCCUCAUCUCCAUCGUCAUCUUUUGCCUGGAGACGCUGCCGCAGUUCCGUGCAGAUGGUCGAGGCGGAAGCGAUGGUGGUGGUGUCUCCCCAGUGUCCCGGGGCAGUCAGGAGGAAGAGGAGGAUGAAGACGAUUCCUAUACAUUUCAUCCUGGCAUCACCCCCGGGGGAAUGGCGGCAGGGGGCUCAUCCCCACUAAGUACUCUUGGGGGCUCCUUUUUCACCGACCCCUUUUUUCUGGUGGAGACGCUGUGCAUCGUCUGGUUCACCUUCGAGCUGCUGGUGCGCUUCUCCGCCUGCCCCAGCAAGCCGGCCUUCUUCCGCAACAUCAUGAACAUCAUCGACUUGGUGGCCAUCUUCCCCUACUUCAUCACCCUGGGCACCGAGCUGGUGCAGCAACAGGAGCAGCCGUCAGCCAGUGGAGGCGGCGGCCAGAACGGGCAGCAGGCCAUGUCCCUGGCCAUCCUGAGAGUGAUCCGCCUGGUCCGGGUGUUCCGCAUCUUCAAGCUGUCCCGCCACUCCAAGGGGCUGCAGAUCCUGGGCAAGACCCUGCAGGCUUCCAUGCGGGAGCUGGGUCUGCUCAUCUUCUUCCUCUUCAUCGGGGUCAUCCUCUUCUCCAGCGCCGUCUACUUCGCAGAGGCUGACGAUGAUGAUUCGCUCUUUCCCAGCAUCCCGGAUGCCUUCUGGUGGGCGGUGGUUACCAUGACCACGGUAGGUUACGGGGACAUGUACCCCAUGACGGUGGGGGGCAAGAUCGUGGGCUCGCUGUGUGCCAUCGCCGGGGUCCUCACCAUCGCCCUGCCCGUGCCCGUCAUCGUCUCCAACUUCAACUACUUCUACCACCGGGAGACGGACCACGAGGAGCACGGCCAGUAUACCCACGUCACCUGUGGGCAGCCGGCCCCGGACCUGAAGGCAGCUGACUGUGGACUUGGCAAGCCUGAGUUCUCGGAGGCCACCCGGGAGCGGAGACCCAGCUACCUUCCCACUCCACAUCGGGCAUAUGCCGAGAAAAGGAUGCUCACUGAAGUUUGAUGGAUGCAGGCCGGGCCUGCACGGAAGGAAGACACUGAGCAAACCAUCCCUUAGGGCUCCUUCUCAUUCUCCACCACGCGCACCCCACAGCUCCAGGUGACUUUCUGACUCCCUCCCCUACACCCAGUGGCUGGUGCCAGGACCACACACCUGGACUCUCAAUCUUGUUACUUGACCCCUGCAGCAUCCAAGGUGUUUCUCCAUCUGAGUGACAUUUUCGAAAUUCUAACGGUGCCACUCAUUCGUGCCCAUUUUCUGUCACAUGGAUGAGAUUUCCAUCUGACCUUCCCUCAAGACUCUGAUUUUUCAUGUCUGGGACUUGUAAUAUCUCUAGGAAGAGCGACGUUGACAAGAUGGAAACCAGGCAUACUUGGGUCCUUUUUCCCCUUAGCAUCUGUGGCUUUGGGGCAUGCCCCUGUCUUAGCUUCUGGCCACAUGGUAACCGGCAGAAACGGGGGGACAGAAACAGUACUCCUUCUGUUGUUUUCCUCCAGCGCCCUGUAACACUGGCUGGUCAUCCUGAAGAGGACCCCUGGGAGAGCCUUCAGCUGCCCAGCCUGAAAAUAUGCUAUUCAUCUCUAAUCUUGGAUGCAAUUCGAGAAACUACAAUUACACUUGGCCAUUUAGAGGAUAUGAGAGUCAGUUCUGGACCAGAGGGGCCAAUGGAUUCUUCCAGGUGUGAUCCGGCACAGUAGACAUCAGUCUUUGGUCUCCACUUAGUUCUCCCCACUCUGAUCCCCUGACUCUCUCUAGCUUCCAGGAAGGUGCCUUCUCAGAGCCAAAUACUCUUCCUGUGCAGAGGAACUGGCAAAGAGGAACCACAGAGCUGGGAGAAAUGGCUGAAUAUAAUCAAGCACCUGGCUUGACCGCUUACCAGAAGAGAGGUGCCACGGAGACAGUGCCACCUCGGGGGGCAGAGGAGUCUUCUACUGAUUGCAAAUUUCUCUCCCUCACUUCCCCCGACCCUCUCUAGCCCUCCACCCUUCUUCCUGGGAGUCUGACUUAGGAUUGCUGUUGAAGGCUUUCUAAAGCAGACUCCAGCCUAAACCCACAGACGGGUAAAAGCACACGUUGGAUGCUAGCGUGGGCUUUUUUUUUUCUUUUCCAUUUUGUGGGCAAUGAGACAGGUGGUUUAGAGUAAGGAAGAAGCAUUAUUCCUUUGCUGACAGCCUCACUGUUAGAGGUUUUUGCUGAGUCAAACAAACAUUCUCCUGCUCUGGCCCUGGAGCUGCAGCCAACAACUCUCACUGGUAAGGUGCCACCUGGACCAAGUCAUCUUCUUCCAUUGUGAACCCCUGUUUCUGUCCCCUCAUCACAUUGUCAUUCAUUUGUUGCCUUGAUCAACUGUGAUGCACUGUUCUGAGCUCUCCUGGGUACGGUUCAGAAACCGAAAGGACUGUUAACGAGUUUUUAAUUUUAUAAACUAGGCUUUAAGGCUCCUUGAUAAGAAUUUUUUAAAAAAUCUUUUCUCAAAGAGCAAACUUAUGAGGGACGGCCUCUUGAGGGUUUUCUUGAGAGACACUGUCCGGAUGUUGCCACACUUUACAGGGUAACUUGGGUGCCACAGUCCCUCUUUGUGCCUCAGUUUCCCCACCCAUUCAAUGGGAACAUUCAUGUCUUCCCCCCACCCCCACCUCAUGGGGAAUGGCCCGUGAACUCAUCUGGGAGGCUGGGGAUGACGCUAUGCAAAUGUGUGAACUUCCGUAACGGUUUCUAGUUCAUUACCACGUUCCCCCAUUUCCCAUAGGCAAGGCCUCCCCUGAGAGUUCCUGCCUUGGAUCCAGAGCCCAUGCACAGGCCAUUCUGGGCCAUUAGCUCUUUAAAUCCCUCCCUAGCCUCUUGAACCGGGCCUUGGUCUUUCUUCUUACCCUUUGGCAAGGAGGAGACUCUUUGGAGCGAUCCAGUGGGAUCCUUUUAGGGCCAGACACCAUCAUCUUGAUUGGGAGCUUGGCUUCUCCAAACCUGAAAUGCAGUAGGAGAUGCUCAUGAUUCAGACACUUGCUCUGAGGCCAUAAAGUGCCAGGUUUCCAAAUCUCUUCUGGAAUAUUAACUCCUGGCAGUUCGGGGGAAAGAGAAGGCCCACCCAGAGGCAAAAGGAAUGCUCCCGGCGAGGGUAAAGUUGGCACACGUAGGCAUGUGUCUCUGUACGUACGUAUGUGCUCAUCUUCAUCUCCAUUUCCUUUUCAAGUCAGAGCAUGCCCGAAAGUAAAGGGUUUAUGGAGAGCUGGGCUCUCCAGGGACUCUGGUUGCCGUAGCAACCUUCCAGACUGUUCUCUCUAUCUUCUGAUUUGGGCAGCCAGGGAGAACAGGAGACUACGUAUUCCCAGCUUCUGAAAGGGGGACGCCUCUCGCAUAUGGCUUUAGGGGCUGCUAGGGCUAGGACAGGGGUGCGUGACCUUCGGAAAAUGAAGGGGAAGCAGGUCCCCAAAGCUUCCCAUCUGGACCUUUCUUCCUGGUUUCCCCACCCAGUCAUUGAAGCUGCCUCAUCCCACCCCUGAGUCUUCAGAAACUUGAAUGCUAAGCAACUGCUGGUUAAACCAAUGUCCAUAUUAUUUUGUUUGAAAUGGCCCUGGAGGGGACUAGCUUCUCCAGAGGCAGUCAAGCUGGGCCCGGCCAAGGGUCGUACUCAUUUUAAUCCGUAAUAGCACGUGUGGAGCACUCACAUCCUCGGAGAGAGGCUCCGCCCAGCCCCAAGAGAGACAGAGAAACGACGCUCCUUCUUCCCAAGGAACAGUCUAGCGCUUGGGAGGAAUUUCACAGGUGGUUCAUCUUAAGAUGUGGAAGAAACACUGAGAGGCUGUGACCUGACCUAGUUCCUGUGAAGGAUUCUGCCAAGUGAACCCCUCUGACUCCGAGCCUCUUGAUGGGGAUUUUGCUCCCUGAGCGCCGAGACAAUCUGUGCCCGGUGUUGCUGUGACAGCUGGGGUGGCGAUUUCGCAGCUGCCAGCAGAGGGGUUCAGGUCAUCGUUACACCUGACUCGGGCCCACAGGAGCUCCCAGAGGUCUUCCUGGAUCUGUGAAGCUCGGCUGAGACGUGGGAGAUUUCCUCCUGCCAGAUCAGCCCCAGGAGAGAAGGGGACAGCUGGCCGUCUUUGCACCCGAGACACAAUGCCUCUACAACGAAUCUCCUCUGAAAGCGUGCGGUAGCUCCGGCUCUGAGGAGUCAUAGUCGCCUGGCGCCUUGUGAGGGCUUCGUGGGGAGAGCACGGAUGCAGCCUCAGACCUGGAAGGAAGGGAAGAGGCUGGCACAGAGGUCCAGGCCAGGAGACCUUCACCUCCACUUCUGAUAGUGGCUGGACAAAGAGGGUCCGGACCCUCAACUUCUCCAGAAGAUGAGACCCCCUCCGGUGGCCUCCCACGGGCCAUGACCAGGCUGGAAAAAGCUGGGACCAGACCCACCGGCAUUUAAAGAUGGGGCCCAGGAUAUUGGGGUGAAGCUGGGGCGGGGAGGUGAGAGCUGGUGGUGUGGAUUAAGGAGACCAGGUGUGGAGAGGGCAGGGGUCGAACGAUGAGGGCAAGUGCGCGGCUGUGCUGGAGGCCCGUCUAGGAAAAGGGUGGCCACGGAGGGCUACCAGUAAACCCACGCGCAGUCUCGGAGGCCGUGUGCUUCGCUGUGUGGAAACAUCAACAGCUAAGCUAAGCAGACAUGUCAUGUUAAGUCGUGACAAAGGCAGCUAUCCAAGGUGCCAGGGCACCCAGCCAGCGUCCCAGGUGCCACCCGCAGAUGGCAUCAGAAAUGACGUUUGAUUACCCUCUGCCGUGACCCCACCCUGGACAGGGGACGUCUUCCAAGGGGGCAGGAUGUGUCACCCACGGUUGAAGAGUGGCCUGUCUCUCCUAUAGACCUGCCUGCGGGCAGACGUCAAGGCCAGAUGAUGCCACGUGCAGGGUCUCCCAGGACAGCGGAGGUGUCUUUCUAGUGUGUAACCCACUCUGCCUCUGUCCUGUCCCCAGGGGAAGGAGAGCAGGUUCUACUUCCGGGAAGUCCCUCCUCCUCGCCUCCGUCCCUCCCUCCCUCCAGCAUCCUUCCAGAGUGCUCUGGAAGGGGACAUUCCCACUAGUGGCCACUCAUCCAAAUAUCUUUUCCUCUCGGUGACAAAACACAUGAGGCUGAUUUUCUUGCCUUGAAUUUACUUUCUUAAUUAGGUGUUGCUGAGAUUACCGUUUGCUUUAAUGCCCGGACCCUCCCAGGUCUGUGUGCUGGGCAGGGGGGCUUCGUCACCAAACUGCAGAAGCCCUGGCCGCGGGGACCAUAUCCUCAGCCAAGUGCCCACCCGAUGUCUAGCAAAGCACCGGACGUGGACUUGUCACUCACAAAGUGGCCGGUGAAUGAGUGAGUGAGGAUGUGAUUGAAUGAACGUUGGCUCUGGUUAAUAUAUGCCGUUAACACACUCGCGUACAAGUCGUCAGGCACUUACACAUUGUUUCCUAUAAGUGAGGGUGGCAGUCAAGCGUCGCUGCAUCACACACACACACUUUUCUCUCCCAGGCUUCUCCUCUUACCGAAGAAGCCUCACAACUCUGACAUCUCCUGUGAAGGUCUGUGUCCCAAGCUGUGUCUGUGAUCUGUUUGCUUCUUCAUUCAACAAGUGUUCGUUGAAUGCCUGCUGUGGGCCAAGGGACAAAACCAAGGACUCAGGCUCUUAUGAAGCUUAGCUUCUGCUGGAGGAGAUAGGCAAUCGAUAGAAUAAGUAACUAAAAUACACUCUAUGCUAGGUGAGUACAAACUCCACCAAGGGACAUCC